AUGGCUGGAACUACCAACGAUUUCCAGAAUGGCGCGCCCUUCUACCUGGAUGCGACGCAGCAGGAUCUCCUCCUCGCGGCCCUGGCCUCGAACAACCAGAACCCCAACGACAUCUUUUCCGCCGGCCUAGACAGCGGCUCCAACAACAAGCAGUCUAUGAACAAUUCCCAAUUCCAGUAUCCUCUUGACAGCCUCGAUCCCGCAUACUUCACGUCGCCUCAACAACAGACUCCCGCGAACGGCUUCAACGGCGGAAGUAUGGAAGAGAGUCCCUUUGUCGACUAUCUGGACGGCGACAAUGGCUUCGAUUUUGACAACGCAGACGGCGACAUGAUCGGCUCACUGCCUGGAGAUACCCCCGGCGAUUCGAGCGAAAAGCGGAAGAGUCCGGAUGACGGUGAUGAUGACGAUGAUGAGGGCGGCGGCAAGCGCAGGGAAGGUGAAGAUAAGCAAGCCAAGAAGCCAGGUCGCAAACCAUUGACUUCGGAGCCCACGACUGCACAGAAGCGGAAAGCCCAGAAUCGCGCGGCCCAACGAGCUUUCCGAGAACGCAAAGAAAAGCACCUGAAAGACCUCGAAACCAAAGUACAAGAACUCGAGAAGGCUUCCGAUGCCACAAACCACGAGAACGGUCUCCUCCGGGCACAAGUGCAACGGCUGCAAACGGAACUUCGCGAAUACCGAAAACGACUCUCGCUCAACAGCACCGGAGUGUCUCGUACUCCUGCUCUUGCUGGAGGUUUCAGCUCUAUGCUGAACAACAAUAGCAACAACAACAAUUUCUCCUUCGAGUUCCCGCGUUUUGGCGGACUGCCUGGCGCUCAGCUACUAGACAACGGUCCGUUAGCAAAGAACAAGAACACGUCGGUUUCGUCGAAUGCAUCUGGUCGCCAAAACAGCACCGGACGCGCCCUUAGCCCUACCAGCAGGGCCAACGGCUCGCUCACAGAUUCCCCUGGCGCCAUGGGCCCAGGUAGUGCGCAGCGCUCCGGCAGUCUCAACGGCUUUUUCGGAUUCGACAACAACAAAACGAACAACGAACCCUCCCGCAGUAACACGGAGAACUCCACUCGUUCGCAAUCGCGUGUUUUCCAGUUCAACAGUGGCUCAUCAAGCCAUUCAGACUCACCGUCCAACUCAUCCACAUCGCCUACCAACCAAGACUCCUCCUGCGGGACAUCACCAGAGCCAAGUCAUACCUCGCCCAAUCAGCAGUUGGACACGAUCAAGGACGGUUAUGUGUGUCAUGGAAACUCCGAAGGUGAGGUUCUCUUCUGCGAAAAGCUCAACAUGGCCUGCGGCAACCCUCGUAAUCCCAUGCCUCGUGCGAUGUCCCAAUCUGACGACAAACCUUCUCCUGCAGUCUUAGCCGCCAAAUCCCCCACACCUGCCGUCAACGGCAUCGAUUACUUCGCGAACCAAAACGGCGGCCAAUUCGACCCGACCCUCUUUGGAGAGUACCGCGAUACCCAAAAUGCGAUCGUGGGCGACGGUGACUUCACUGGUGGCUUCUUCAAUGAUGCUUUCCUCAACACUGGCUACGGUAGCCCCUUCCACUUCGGCGACACACCUGCAGUGCAGAAGACGAACCCUCUUGAAGAAAUUGAGCGCAUACAAGAUGGGGAGGACGAGGUAGUCCCCGGCGAGGAUGUCAACUCGCUGCUCAACUGCCACAAAAUAUGGGACAAGCUCUCAAGUCGCCCAGACUUCAAGGAUGGCACGAUCGACAUCGACAAUCUCUGCUCGGAGCUCCGCGCCAAAGCCCGUUGUUCUGAGAGCGGCGUGGUCGUUGAUCACAAGGACGUCGAGGCAGCCCUCAAGCGUCUGCCCAAGGACAAACUUCUCGGAUAA
This is a messenger RNA of Alternaria ethzedia, 1851 nucleotides long. RefSeq lists its product as uncharacterized. The transcript is spliced from 3 exons. The coding region runs from base 1 to 1851 and encodes 616 amino acids. The record is from RefSeq and is a predicted model, not a curated record. Gene Ontology annotation, molecular function: DNA-binding transcription activator activity, RNA polymerase II-specific; transcription cis-regulatory region binding. Gene Ontology annotation, cellular component: RNA polymerase II transcription regulator complex. NCBI's taxonomy places the organism in Eukaryota, Fungi, Ascomycota, Dothideomycetes, Pleosporales, Pleosporaceae.